Molecule: messenger RNA, 1268 nt
Organism: Aegilops tauschii subsp. strangulata
Lineage: Eukaryota; Viridiplantae; Streptophyta; Magnoliopsida; Poales; Poaceae
Product: probable protein ABIL5
Source: RefSeq, a predicted model, not a curated record
CCCGGGCGUACGCUUCGCCCGUGACGAGCGCAGCGCACGCUAGCGCGCCGUCCAAGCGCUCGGCGCCUCUGACCCGGAGAGCCACCCCAUCACGAGACCGCCUGCCGCGCCUUGUCCCGUUGCUCUUGCCCCCUGCGUUCUCCUGCGCUCCGAACGCCACUUUCGCGCGCCUGUACACGCCAUUUCCCAUCACUCGUCGUCGUCAUCCUCAGCGCUCUCCUGUCGCUCCAGUGUUCUUGACCUGAGAGAUGGACGCGGGGAGCGCCGUCGAGGCGGGGCGGCAGGAGGGGACUCCCACGGGGCCCGCGGCGCCGUUCGGCAGGUCGUCGUCGUCGUCGGGUCUCGGCGCGAAGGGCGGCGCGACACCCCAGAGCUUCGACGGCGCGCUCAGAGAGCUCAAGGAUCUGCAGUCGCAGCUGCACCAGGCGGCGGACUGCUGCGAGAAGGCGUUCCUCAACACCGAGAAGAAGCAGCUAAUCCUGGACAGUACAAAGAGCUACAUCUGCGACGCGGUAGUAGCGGUGAUCGAUCAUCUGGGGACCGUCUCAUCCAAGCUUGAGCACCAGCUGGAGGACAAGGCUGAGAUCACGCAAACAGAGCAAAAGAUCAGCUUCCUCAAGCAGAGGCUCUUGACAUGCGAACAGUAUGCAAUUUCCCUCCAACUAUUGGCCGUUCGUGCGGACACUGGCGCCGUUCAAUAUCAUCGCCGUUACCUCUCGCAAUCUACUGAAAGAAACAACCAGGAAAAUGUUGCCAAGUCAAGCAUUUUUUCACACAGCAGAGGUGACCCAGAACCCUUCAAGCUCAAUAGCACAGUGGCGCCAGGAGCUACUCGCACUCUGAAGCCAUAUGAUGUUGAAUCAACCAUGGGGAGGGAGCAUGCCGUGGCGGGUGCAGACGUUGGAAACCCAGCAUCCAUAACGAGGUCAUUUUCCUUCAGAGCAGAGGAUGUUCAAAUUGCUGCAGGGGGUCAUCACAAGAAGAAGAAGAAAAGUAGCCAUGGCAGCAACAUCAUGUCAUUUCUCAAAAGAAGCAAGCGACAUGCGUAACGGUGAAAAGAGCCACCGGGGUGCAGUUAGAAUGUGGCUAUCGCCAGAGUUUUUGCUAGCCAUCAGAAUGUCCAUUGUUCUGUAAAAGGAAUGUGCGUACAGUACAUAUGUUUGAGUUCUGCUCCGGUGCACGCAUGUGCUGACGUGCAGUAAAUUGAAAUUCAGGGUCGAGCUGAAACAUUCAUGCCACAUCGAGGAGAAACAAGCAUGUUCAUUUCA